AUGGCCAAACUGGAAGAGCUGGAAGAGAUAGAUAUCAGUGGAAACAAGCUGAAAGCCAUACCAACCACCAUCAUGAACUGCAGACGUAUGCACACUGUCAUCGCCCACUCCAACUGCAUAGAAGUUUUCCCUGAAGUUAUGCAGCUUUCAGAGAUCAAGUGUGUGGAUUUAGGUUGCAACGAACUGAGUGAAAUUACAUUGCCUGAAACUCUCCCUCCCAAGUUACAAGAACUGGACUUGACUGGCAAUGCACGGCUGCUGUUGGACCAUAAAACCCUGGAGCUGCUUAACAGUAACAUUCGAUAUUUUAAAGUGGAUCAGCCUUCAUGUGGAUUCUCUGCCAAUGAAGCAUCUGGAGCCCCUGCUGUUUGGAGCCAUGGAUAUGCAGAGGCCUCAGGAGUCAAGCAAAAGUUAUGUGUUGCCUCCCUUUUGGUUAACAACUUCUGUGAUAACCGAGAAGCAGUGUAUGGUGUGUUUGAUGGAGAACGCAACAUAGAAGUGCCUAGCUUGCUGCAGUGUACUAUGUGUGACAUAUUAGCUGAUGAGCUUCAGAAGACCAAGAGUGAAGAGGAGUACAUGGGAAACACCUUCCUUGUCAUGCAAAGGAAGCUGGGAACUGCCGGGCAAAAGCUAGGUGGCUCUGCUGUUCUUUGCCACAUAAAGCAUGACCCCAUGGAUCCAACCAGUUGCUUUACACUAACCUCUGCCAAUGUGGGCAAAUGCCAAACUGUGCUCUGCAGGAGUGGGAAGCCCCUCAACCUUUCCAAAUGUUACACUGUUGGCUGUGAGGAGGAGUUGAAGCGCAUGAAACAGCACAAGGCAAUUAUUACAGAGGAUGGUAAAGUAAACGGAGUGACUGACUGUACACGUAUUUUGGGAUACACAUUUCUCCAUCCUAGUGUUACUCCAAGGCCUUAUGUUCAGUCAGUUUCUUUAACACCUCAAGAUGAAUUCUUCAUUCUUGGAAGUAAGGGAUUAUGGGAUAGCAUCUCGGAGGAAGAAGCUGUUGAGACGAUACGAAAUGUGCCAGAUGCCCUGGCUGCUUCCAAGAAGUUAUGCAGCUUGGCACAGAGUUAUGGCUGCAGCGGGAGCAUAUGUGCUGUAGUUGUGCAGCUGAAUGUUGCAGAAGACUGCUUCUGCUGUUGCGAACUGAAUGGUGGAAUUCCACCACCCAGCCCUGGAAUCUUCACACCUUCUGUCAAUGUUAUUAAGGACCGUGCCCAAGACAGCUUAGGCAUGCCAUCUUCUAGCAGUGGCCUGGCUUCUGAAAUCAGCAGUGAGAUAUCCACCUCUGAGAUGAGCAGUGAAGUUGGGUCCACAGCCUCUGAUGAACCUCCUGCAGUUUCACUUCAUGAGAAUGGAGUUGGCCCAGCAGGAUGCCCGAGUGAACAGCGCUGUACAUUACAUCCUGUAUGUCUUUCUAGCGCUUUUCAGCGACAACUAUCCAGUGCCACUUUCUCCAGUGCCUUUUCAGACAAUGGUCUUGACAGUGAAGAUGAGGAACCUAUUGAAGGAGUUUUUUCCAAUGGAAGUCGAGUUGAGGUGGAAGUGGACAUUCAUUGCUCGCGAUUUAGAAAUGGUGGGCAGCCUGCACCUACCUGCACUGUCUUAGAGCCCACUGAUGAGGGCAUUGUUGUAAGCGCUAAUGAGGAUGACCUGGGAGGCUUAGUCAGGAGACAGGACUUUUCUUCCAACACUCUUGGUCGUCAGAGGAGAGGUAAUGGCUCUGUAGCACCAUCAGAGAGAAGUCAUAAUCUAAUUGAGAUUGCUGCAGAUGCACCUUUACGAAAAACGGGAGGCUAUUUUGCAGCACCAGCGCAGCCAGAUCCUGAUGAUCAGUUUAUUAUACCUCCUGAACUUGAGGAGGAAGUAAAGGAGAUUAUGAAGCAACAUCAGGAACAGCAGCAACAGCUGCAACUUCAGCAGCAUAGACAGUAUCAAAUGGACCAAUUACCAGACUACUAUGAUACACCACUAUGA
Staurois parvus is the source of this 1980-nucleotide messenger RNA. The record is from the annotation of a GenBank genome assembly. Lineage: Eukaryota; Metazoa; Chordata; Amphibia; Anura; Ranidae.